This is a messenger RNA of Paramecium primaurelia, 981 nucleotides long. The record is from the annotation of a GenBank genome assembly. NCBI's taxonomy places the organism in Eukaryota, Ciliophora, Oligohymenophorea, Peniculida, Parameciidae.
AUGUUUUUUAAUGACACUACAAGUUAAUAAUAAAUUGCUCUUACCCCUGAUUCAAAAAUCACAGAGAGAGUGAAAAUUCCUUAAACUUAAACUAAACAAUAAAUCAUUGAACAUCAUUAAAGUAUUAAUAAAUUGCUUGAGAAAAUGAAUGAAACUAUUGGGAGAAUAUUUAAAACAAAAGAAGAUGAAUUACGAGGGAAUAUAAAAUAAUAAAUUGAUGAAGCAUAAGCAUAAGUAAUAUAAUUGACUAAUGAAACUACAGAAGAUUAAGUACAACGUAAAUUGAAAGAGAAAAGAUAAGAAAUUGAAGAAGAACGAUAAAAAAUAUUAUAAUCAUCAAUGGAAUUCUCUAAUAAAUGUAUUGAAUAUAAGAAUAGUCUAAGCAAAGUUAUGACUACAACUAAAGAUCUAAUCUCAGAAAUUCAAUUUCUAGACACUUAAUUAAUGAGUGCUAAAAUUACUAAUUAAUAAUUAAAGAAGUAAUUAGAAAAUAUUUAAACUAAUACUGUUAAUUAAGACUAUUUUAGUCAUGAAUCAACAUAUAGAUAACCAGAAAUACCAGGAAUGGAUAUUGAAGGAGUUAAUGAACAAUAUUAAAAGGCAGAAUAAGAAUUAAUCAAAACUAAAAAGAUUUAUGAAAAUAUUGAAUAAGUCAAAUAAGAUUAAGCAUUUGAAGAAAAUUAAAUUGAAAAAAUAUUCUUGGUAUUUUAUCCAAAUUUUAUUUUAUAGGAAUGUGUUUAAAAAGUUAAGUAACAUAAACUUAAUACUGAAAUUUAAAAAGUGUAACAGUAGAGUAAAAAUCCUAGACAAUUACUUAAACCAAUAUAAUCAUUGAAAUAAUUUCAUAAACAAACAGAAGCAUUAAAUUAACAAGACUUUAUAUUUUCAGAUAUAGAAUUCAAUGAUAUUCAUAAGAAAAUGAUAUUCGAUGAAUUUUUAUCAAGAAAUGAAAUCAAAGCAUUGAUUUACAAUUUGCUAUGA